Molecule: messenger RNA, 955 nt
Organism: Cuscuta europaea
Lineage: Eukaryota; Viridiplantae; Streptophyta; Magnoliopsida; Solanales; Convolvulaceae
Source: the annotation of a GenBank genome assembly
AUCCCAUAUCCUAGGAUAGAUCUUCUCUCUCUGAAAUAACGCAUUGCAUUGCAUCAUUAAGCAUUAAGCAUGAAAAGCUCUAGUACAUUUUUUCGCCUGGUAAUUAUCUUCUUCUUCACAAUACUUGCUGUUGUGAUCUCAAGGCCGCCGGCACUGGCGCCGCAGCCAGCCACCGAGCCGGCCGAGAGUCCCCAAGCGUUCAUCGAGCAAUGCUGCAAUGCACCACAAUUCGUGAACCCCAAAACAUGCUACGAGUUGCUGUCCCCCUACGCCGCAAAUAUCCAUUUCGGAAACAGAACAAAGGGUGCCUUUGAACUGAUUGGGGUGGCCUUAAAUCUCGCCAUGGAUGAAACCUGCGCCGUUAAAGAUACAAUCGCCAAGCUCAUAGAUCGCGUUAAUAAGAACGGCUUCAAGAAUGUCCCGGAGCUGCUGCUGGAAGUCAUCACAGAUUCUCUCACGCAGUGCGCCGGCCACCUGGGGGACUCCAUAUACAGGAUAGAACAGUCGGUGGGUCAGUUGCAGGAACUGAACAUGACUUCAAAGGGGGACUUGCAGUUUCAGAUUAGAACCGUCCUGGCGUGGGUGAUUACCGCGGAGUCUUUUGAAGGUGAUUGUACGGAGGCAAUAGUCAAAACAGUGUUUGCUGUUUUCUUCCGGGAAAACAACGUCACAGCUCCGCUCAAUCGGGCUGUCUCUUUGACGCAAACUGCCCUUGCUUUGGUUGCUUGUACGGCCGACCAUUUAAUCUCCUAACUUAUUAAGGGUGUUUCAAACUGAUUAUUCUUUUGUUACAUGAAUACGUUUUUCGGAAGUCGGAGUCUUCUAACUUCUAAAAUUACUCUCUUGUCCAAACACUCUAAUAUCUGUUUAUGGUUCCUUAAGAAGCAAAAACAAUUUUAAGAUGCUUUGAUAUACUCUGUUCCAUUUUAAUCACAACAUUUUGAAUUUUACAUUA